Oncorhynchus keta (chum salmon) is the source of this 1594-nucleotide messenger RNA. RefSeq names its product b(0,+)-type amino acid transporter 1-like. The annotation marks the transcript as partial. Gene Ontology annotation, cellular component: membrane. Gene Ontology annotation, biological process: amino acid transmembrane transport. The record is from RefSeq and is a predicted model, not a curated record. Gene Ontology annotation, molecular function: L-amino acid transmembrane transporter activity. Lineage: Eukaryota; Metazoa; Chordata; Actinopteri; Salmoniformes; Salmonidae. The transcript has 11 exons.
GUGGGCCUUUUGAGUGGGAUCUGUCUGAUCGUAGGAACCAUGAUCGGCUCCGGCAUCUUCAUCUCCCCUAAGGCAGUGCUGCUGGAAACGGGAGCUGUAGGACCUUGUCUGUGUGUCUGGGCCGCCUGCGGGGUGCUAGCUACACUGGGGGCGCUGUGCUACGCGGAGCUGGGCACCAUGAUCACUAAGUCUGGAGGGGAAUAUGUGUACUUGAUGGAGGCCUAUGGGUCAGUGAUGGCCUACCUCUACUCAUGGAGCACCAUCAUGGUCCUACAGCCCUCCACCUUCGCCAUCAUCGCCCUGAGCUUCGCAGAGUACACCUCCACACCGUUCUACCCAGGAUGCACUCCUCCCAUUGUGGUCACCAAGUGCCUGGCUGCAGUGUGCAUCUUUCUGAUCGUGUUGGUGAACUGUCUCAGUGUGAAGCUAGCCAACUAUGUCCAGAACUUCUUCACUGCAGCCAAGCUUCUCAUCAUCCUGGUCAUCAUAGUGGCGGGCAUCGUCCUCUUGGCACAAGGAAACACUGAGAAUCUGUCCAACCCAUUUGAAGGAGCCUCAACCUCCUUUGGAUCCAUUGGACUGGCGUUUUACAACGGGCUCUGGGCCUACAAUGGGUGGAAUCAGCUGAACUUUAUAACAGAGGAGCUGAAAAACCCAAACAGAAACCUUCCCCUGGCCAUUAUCAUUGGUAUUCCCUUGGUGACUUUGUGCUAUGUGCUGGUCAACAUUGCCUACUUCAGCGCCAUGACCCCUACGGAACUGCUGCAGUCUCCCGCUGUUGCUGUGACUUUUGGUGACAGAGUGCUGUACCCCCUGUCGUGGGUCGUCCCUGUGUUUGUCGUCUUCUCCACCUUCGGAGCGGCCAAUGGGAGCUGCUUCACAGCCGGCAGGUUGACCUAUGUGGCAGGAAGAGAGGGUCACAUGGUAAAGAUCUUGUCCUAUAUCAGUCUGAAGCGUUACACUCCUUCCCCUGCCCUCAUCUUCAAUGGUAUUCUGGCCGUAUUCUACAUUAUCCCAGCAGACAUCAACAUCCUGAUCAACUACUUCAGUUUACUCUGUUGUUGUUGUUGUGGUUGUAGGGUUAUUCUGGCCGUACUCUACAUUAUCCCAGCAGACAUCAACAUCCUGAUCAACUACUUCAGUUUCGCCCAGUGGGCUUUCUACGGCCUCACAGCUCUCGCUCUCAUCGUCAUGCGCUUCACCAGGAAGGAACUCAAGAGGCCCGUCAAGUGUCCCAUUCCCAUAGCAGUGCUGGUGAUGAUAGUGUCCUGCUACCUGGUCCUAGCACCGAUCAUAGACAAGCCAGAGCUGGAGUAUCUGUACUGUACCAUCUUCAUCCUCAGCGGUCUGCUGCUCUACUUCCCCUUCGUUCACCGCAGGUUCAGCUGGACACGCAGGGUCAUGAGGCCAAUCACCAUGCACCUCCAGCUGCUGAUGGAGGUCGUUCCUCCUGAGAAAAACGAAUAGAGGAAGAUAAUAAACAGCCUAAACUGACUGAUGUGGACAAAUGUAUUUUUGCAUCCCAAAUGGUACCCUUUUCCUUGUUUGGUGCACUACCCCAUAGGCCCUAGUCAAAAGUAGUGCACUACUUAGG